Messenger RNA from Ectocarpus sp. CCAP 1310/34, 2005 nucleotides. NCBI's taxonomy places the organism in Eukaryota, Phaeophyceae, Ectocarpales, Ectocarpaceae. The record is from the annotation of a GenBank genome assembly.
CACCAACCAACAGCCAACACUACAACCAGCACGCGACUGCCACGGACACGUGCUUGCUACCCACGCGCAUGGUCAGACAAGGGCUGGGUGAUGAGGACCACCAACCGAGGGGACGUACCUGCACGCCAUGUUCCUCCCAGCCAAGCCAAAGGUGUGGCGGAGGAUGUCGAUGAUGUGGUAUUCGACGCUGGCUCCCUGUCGUUUGUUCAAGACUGGGUGGUGGACGGAGGCGACACCAGCGCUGCCGCGGCUGCUGCUGCGGAGGUCGAGCCCAGGAGGGAGGACCCGCGAAAGACUAACCCUAAUCGAAGAUUGGGAGUGGGUGCCCACCCAAAGAAGCCCAAGCAGGACCGGCCUGAACCGAGCGCUUUGGAGAAGAAGAUGCUUCGGAAACGGCAGCGCCAGGAGCUGAGCGAUGCCAUCGCAGGCGAGAUGGACACGCACGGCGUGGUCGACGACGACAAGGAGGGAGACGGAGAGAGCAAAACGGCGUCUUUCAAAAAUAAAAAGAAGAGGGCUGAACAACAAGAGGAGCGAAAUCGCACAGCGCCAGCACCAGCACCAGCAGAUCCUGCGGCCACUGCGGCGGAGGAUACGAAGUCGAGAAAGAAGAACGGGGCGGUGGAAGCAGUUGUUGGGAGUGGGAACGGAAAUAGCGGCGGAAGUUGUGCGGGUGAUGCGGUUGACGACGGCGAGAAGCCGGGUGGGAAACGAAAAGCCAGGCGAAAAAAGAAGUCUGCAGCGCCGGAGGUCGCCACUGUGGAAGCAGACGCAGCUGCUGCUCCUGCUGCUGCCGCUGCUUCUGCUACUGUAACCGCAGCGACGCCAGACAAAAAAUUCGCAACCGUUGUGGAGGAAACUUCUCCGAUGACGGCAGCGGAAGCUGAAGCAGGAGGCGGCGGGAAAGGUACAGAAACAGCGGAGCCGGGGGAAUCUAAGAAACAGCGGCGGGGGUGGAGGAAGGCACGCUCCAAGUCUGCGGGUGCUGCCGCCGAUACCGCCGAAAACGUCGACCAAGCCAAAGACGCGGGGGGAAGAAGCGGGAGAAUGGACGAGCACCGCUCGCGCAAGAAGACACGGUCACGGCAGAAGAACAUACGCAAGGAUAAUCGACCCGCAGACGAAAGACCAGCCUAUCUUCGCGCCGAGAACCCCGAGUUCAGCGGGCGCGGCCUCACCGAAGAGACUCGAAAGUUUCUAGGCCUUCCGCAAGCCGACUUUGGAGAUGCACCACCGGCGGGGUGGGGAAAGCACGGGAAAGUCAGACCAACGGCUAGCUGGGUGAUCGAUAAGAAGCCAAGGAGAUUGCCGAAGUACCUGGAACCGGAUGCCGGCGAUGAGGGGACGAAUGCGGCGACGACGAGCGUGGCCGCUUCCACUGAUGCUGGGCGGAAAUCGACACCUGCUGCUACGGAAGCUGCGCCUUCUGCCACCGGCAAAUCUAAGUACAAGAACCUGAGUUUGACGCCCGGUGGCAAAACCAGCGCCAACAAGAAGGAGUGAGCGAAGGGCGGCCAUGCUCCUGGCGGGGCCGGUGGCGUGAAAAGCAAGACAUGAGAGAAGAACGACCCUCAUGGCCAAGACGGAGUGUGAUUGGUUCCAAUGGAAGGGUUCGAGCCCGCAUCCGCAGGCGUGUUUUGAUUACGUGCCAGUCUGUUGCAGCAGGGGACGUGUCGGGAAUCUACCGGCAGGUUUUGCAUGUGAUUAUGUACGCAUCGUCUACAGUUAGCACGGUUUCGGAGAUUGAGCUGGGUGCGCACCUUCGAAACGAUCAUCUGCGUCUCUACAAGAACUCGUUUGUGGAUCUUGCGUGGAUUCUGUUUUUUUUUGCCAGGAACAUUUACAAGUUUGACAGACACAUCGAACAAAGUCAUGUUUGAGCGGAUUCUUCGAUGAUUUAUGUAGAACCGCUGUUUCCUUUUGGACAAUCCAGGGUGUACGGGGAGCGGAAGAUGUGGGUAAUAUCCGUUCUUGUCACCAGCACAAGCGUAGAUACAUGGUUUGC